AUGGGUACGGCUUGGGAACUCACGGCGGCUUUGCGUGACCAGAUACAUCGGUAUGCUUCAUACCGACAGACGUCGGUAUCGUUACGGCAAAUGGUCCAAUUUGGACCAAGUCCAUCUCCAGGACUGAUUUUUCUUGCUUCUCAGUUCAUCGUGGAGGAAUUGCCCAUUCGUUUGGCACUUAAAGUCAAGGAUUUGGAGUCGGCGCCAUUUGGUCUUUGCGACAUGCCCUCUACACAAAAGGUGAAGAAUUGGUACGCUCAAUCUUUUGAAGAACUCACUACGCUUCCCAAACCCGAGAUUUCGCCAGAGUUAGCCAAGUUGUUGAAUGGGAAUGGAGGAUUGGACAAAAGUAGAGUGGUGGAUGACGAAACAAACCACGAAGAUAAAAACUUUCUCAAACAAACCCACAAUCCUGCAAACAGCGAACAUGUCAAUCCGGCCAUAAACAACGUUUUCAGUGACGACGGUAUCGUUGUAAGACAGCAUUCUAACCCCAGGUCAUCGUCCAAACUGCGACUGGAGCUGCCUACAUUUGGAAAAAUGUACUACACUUCAUGUCCCACCAAUGUAGUGUGGCCCAAAGAAGUUUACGAUUACAACAAAUUGGUCAACGAUGCGCUCACCAAAAUCAAAAAGCGUCAUGAUGCUACAGUGGCUACCAUGGCUCAAGGUGUACAAGAAUGGAAACACGAACACAAGACAGUUUCUGUCAAUUCGCAAAUCCAAACUUUUUUGGACCGAUUUUACAUGCUGAGGAUUGGUAUUAGAAUGUUAAUUGGACAACAUAUCGCCCUCAAUAUGGCACAAGCGUCACCCACAAAGGCCCGUAUUAACAAGGUACUUAACGGGAACACCUCCAAGUCCAAAUCCAACUAUGUGGGUGUGAUUUGCACCGAUUGCAAUGUCGGUGAAAUUGCGGAAGAUGCAAUUGAAACAGCCAAAUAUAUCUGUGAAGAAUACUAUGGGCUCUUUGAAGCGCCGGAAAUCCAACUCAUUGCCCCCAGCAACGAUAUCUCCUUCAUGUACGUUCCGGGCCACUUGAUUCAUAUGUUAUUUGAAACACUCAAGAAUUCGCUUCGUGCAACCAUUGAGUUCCAUAUGCCAAGACUCAAGCAGGAAUUGAUGCUGAAAGACCCUGAGCUUAAGGAGGCAGAUAUCGAUAUCAAUGAUCUCAAGUUUCCACCCAUCAAAGUGAUUAUUUCUGAGGGAAGUGAAGAUAUUGCUAUCAAGAUCAGCGACGAAGGAGGAGGAAUUGCUCGCAGCGAAGUGCCAUUAAUUUGGACUUAUUUGUAUACUACAGUGAGCAAGACUCCCGUGUUGGAACCAGAGUACGAUCAGACUUCAUUCAAGGCUCCAAUGGCCGGUUUUGGUUAUGGAUUGCCAAUAUCUCGGUUGUACGCUCAGUACUUUGGAGGUGACUUAAAGUUGAUUCUGAUGGAGGGUUAUGGAACCGAUGUGUAUUUGCAUUUGAACCGAUUAAGCAGCAGCAGCGAGCCUCUUCCAUAG
This is a messenger RNA of Meyerozyma guilliermondii ATCC 6260, 1506 nucleotides long. It is a transcript of the gene PDK2, whose product is annotated as protein kinase. Gene Ontology annotation, biological process: protein phosphorylation; regulation of glucose metabolic process. The record is from RefSeq and is a predicted model, not a curated record. Gene Ontology annotation, molecular function: pyruvate dehydrogenase (acetyl-transferring) kinase activity. The transcript has a single exon. NCBI's taxonomy places the organism in Eukaryota, Fungi, Ascomycota, Pichiomycetes, Serinales, Debaryomycetaceae. Gene Ontology annotation, cellular component: mitochondrion. Bases 1 to 1506 code for a protein of 501 amino acids.